This is a messenger RNA of Cyphellophora attinorum, 1257 nucleotides long. RefSeq lists its product as uncharacterized. The record is from RefSeq and is a predicted model, not a curated record. The transcript is spliced from 3 exons. The coding region runs from base 1 to 1257 and encodes 418 amino acids. NCBI's taxonomy places the organism in Eukaryota, Fungi, Ascomycota, Eurotiomycetes, Chaetothyriales, Cyphellophoraceae.
AUGGUGGCAUUGUAUAGCUCCAAGAAGGGCAGAUGUCAACUUGCUGCGAUAGCCCUGCUUGCUGUGUCCGCAAAUGCACGCGCAGCAAUCGAGCCUAGAGAAACUCUUCUUGGUCAGCCGGUCGCCUUCAACACGUCGGACAGCAACGCGAGACCGUAUACGACAGCCGCCAGUGUGACCCAUCCCGCGCAAGGCACCUGGCCGGCAGCGACCGGUGCCUGGACAGGCAAUGGCGCGGCAGGUAUGCCUGCGACUGCAGCAGGUACAUGGCCAGGGGCUUCCGCAGGAGGUGCAGCGGGAGGUGCGGCAGGUACUUGGCCUGGCGCAGGAGGUGCAGCGGGCGGGAACGGGGCAUGGAAUGGUGCCGCUGGUGGUGCUGGUGGUGCUGGCGCGUGGGCCGGCGCCGCGUGGCCUGAAUGGGUGGCAACUAUUCCCCCCGCAAGGAUUGCUCAUUUCUCUCUCGGCGCCACGGCCUUCUUAUUCGUCUUCCCUUUCGGUGGUAUGAUCCAUCGCGUUUGGUAUCACUACCACAACGUCUGGGUCCACGCGGCAGUUCAGAUGCUGGGCUAUUUGCUAUUCUUGGGCGCUGCUGCCAUCGGCAUCUAUAUGGGUGCUGUAGAGAAAAAGCUUGUUGGUUUCCACCCGAUCAUGGGAAUGAUACUACUCGCCGGCUUCACGUUGCAACCAUUCACCGAGCUCAUCAACUACUUCCUCUACCGCCGAUGGCCGAAGAUCAAGUUCAUUGGGCACAUACACAUCUGGAAAGGUCGAACUCUCCUGCUUGUUGGACUGAUUCACGGCGGCCUCGGGUUCGCAUACUCGGCCAAGCUUGACAAGGAGCUGCCGAUGCGCAAAGGUCCUUGGCCGCGGGUCGUUCCUAUUUUAUAUGCAAUUAUGGCCUGUCUUGUCGUCAUUUUGUACACAACAGUGGUCAUCCGGAAGGUUUACAGACCCAGCAGCCCAGCUGAUAUGGAUCCAGAAGACAUGGUGGAGAAUGGCGUCGCCUUUAGUGUCGAGCAACGGACACAAUUCAGCCAGGUCAGAUCCAGCGUCAGGAAGCCCAGCGACAGCGCACCAGGAGAGAAGCCUGCGUCUGAACCGACUGCUCUCGGCACGGAAUCGGUGGAGCCAGAAAAGGAGGCAACGAAGAAGGAAGGGACGGUCUCGCCGGCGUCACCUCAUUCGACGCCUGCCGCUGCGACGUCGCCGUCCCGCAUGUCAAGUGUGAAGCGCAUCUUCCGCUCGGAUGCUCUGUAG